AUGUCCAAACACCAAUCCAAGCAAAACCUACCACCAGCUAACAUCUCCCAGCCCAGCUGUCCGAUGCACCAAAAGUCCGCCGAUGCAUUAACCACGACCGCGAAGCCCCGCCACGCCGCAGCAGCAGCUCCUCCUCCUCCCUCAGCAUGUCCCGUCCCCCAUGACCAAAGACACUCUUCGGCUGCCGCACCGCCAGCAUCAUGCCCGGUACCCCACGACGCACCAAAGCCCGCCGAAUCCAAGGGCUUUCUCCAGCAGAUCAACCCCCUAAACUACAUGUUCAAGGACCUCUCUCAGGAGGCUGCCGAGAACCAGGCCGUCGCGCUGCCAACGGAGAGAGAGCCCUCAACAAUACCCAGGGGCUCUGGCGACGGGAACUGGGAGUACCCUUCGCCUCAGCAAAUGUACAACGCCCUUCUGCGCAAGGGAUACACCGAUACCGACAUCACCGCCGUGGAGUCCAUGGUCUCUGUCCACAACUUCUUGAACGAGGGCGCUUGGGCUGAGAUUGUCAGCUGGGAGGAGCGUUUCGGCAAGGGUCUGUACAGGGGCUGGCAGUCCUGCAAGCGCGGCGAGGAGAACUCGGAGGAUAUGGUUGAGAGGUUGAAGGACGGAAGCGAGACGCCUCCGACGCUCAUCCGGUUCCAGGGACGGCCAAAGGAUAUGACGCCCAAAGCUGUCAUGUGGCAGGUUGCCGGCUGGCUCUACCCAUCCAAGUUUGAAACCGAGCCUCCCUUUGACCGACACGACUGGUUCGUCUCUCGCAAGGUCGGCGGCGUCGAAAAGGAGAUCCGAUACGUCAUCGACUACUACUCUGGCGAGCCCGAACCCACCGGCGAACCCGUCUUCUACCUCGACGUCCGACCCGCCGUCACGCCCCUCGGUGCGGCGGAGCGGCUUAUCAGAUGGGGAGGCGACGUGUGGUGGCGAGCUUCUGGCGCCGAAGUGCGUGAGCAGGAGCAGCUUGCGAAGCAGGUGGGGCAAAAGUAA
Colletotrichum godetiae is the source of this 990-nucleotide messenger RNA. RefSeq names its product cytochrome c/c1 heme-lyase. Gene Ontology annotation, molecular function: holocytochrome-c synthase activity. Gene Ontology annotation, cellular component: mitochondrion. Gene Ontology annotation, biological process: cytochrome c-heme linkage. Bases 1 to 990 code for a protein of 329 amino acids. Lineage: Eukaryota; Fungi; Ascomycota; Sordariomycetes; Glomerellales; Glomerellaceae. The transcript has 3 exons. The record is from RefSeq and is a predicted model, not a curated record.